GAUCACAUGAGUAUGAAGAUACUUUUUGUAACUUAAGAGAUGUUGAUACCAACAAGAGUGAUGCGGGGGGUUAGCAGGAAUCACUCAAAGCAUCAGUGCGCUUUUGACUAAACUUUCACCUUUACUGGGACGACGAUGCUCUGACCGACUGCAGUGGAGCAGAUGGAUUAAUACUCAUUUAUGGAGCGAGAUGAAGAAAUUGCAGUGACACCGACUGAAUGAGUGGUGUGGUCGGGUCGUCCAGACCAGAAGAUCCAACCAACGCACCACUUAUUAAGGACACGAUGUUACUGGCCUCUGCCGUGGUCGUCUGGGAAUGGCUCAACGAACACGGACGGUGGCGUCCCUACAGCCCGGCCGUGUCUCACCAUAUCGAGGCGGUGAUACGAAGCGAUCCUCGGGGCGGCAGCGUUGUGCUAGGCCAAGUCGACAACCGCCUCUCACCGUACAUUAUAGAUCUACAGUCCAUGCAUCAGUUCCGACAAGAUACGGGCACGUUGAGACCGGUACGACGCAGCUUCUAUGACCCCACGUCAGCGCCGGGCCAGGGUUGGUUGUGGGAGUGGGAGAACGACACCGGCUCCUGGACGACGUACGACAUGGAAGUCGGCAUCACCAUCCAGGCGGCGCGGGACCGUAACCAACCCUGGCUGGACCUGGCGCCGCUGGGGUUUUGCUACCUCAUCGAUUUCCAGAGCAUGACGCAGAUCAACCGGCAGACGCAGCGGUGCAGACGCAUCCAGCGGCGCUCGGACAUGGCCUACCCUCUCGUGUCCGGCCCGCUCCCCAAAUCGGCCCAAGGAGGCUGGGCCACCUCAGGCACAGGGGGGGGAAGUGCUGGGGGCUCAACGGGGAUGCUCUUAGGUGUUGGGGUGUCUGGUGUCACCUUGUCCAGUGGGGGACACAAUGGCGGUAGCAGCAGUAACGGGAGUGUUGUGUAUCCCAGCAGUACGGUCUCCAUGUCCUCCCUGGCCUCUCUAGGUCAGCCUUGUGCCUGUCAGCAGUGUAUGCUUGUGAUGAGCGUCAAAGCCAACGCUAUGGCGGCAUCGCACACCUUGGGCCGCAAGCCCUCGCAGUCCAAGCCGGCCCUGAGCCCCAAAGGUACAGCCGCGGGUACUUCCGGUUCCGCCGGUACGAACUCGAACUCGUACUCGCACACUCUUCCGCACGCACUCUCGUACGCUGCCUCGGCGAGGACUCUCUCCCCACGCAGAAGCGCCGCCGCGUUCGCCCACUCCAUCUCCCUGCUCACCUCCGGCACUGCCACGCUGUCCGUCUCCAACCGACCCCCUCCGCCACCUCUGCCCCCACCCCAGCCACCCACACCAGCCAAUCAGCAGCAGCUCCAAGGCACGUCCUCCACGCCUGGCCCCCCUCCUUCCUCCUCCCCCUCCACCACCACCUCGACGCCGUCGGUGCCCACUGCCACGCUCAUCACCACGGCGACCACCAUCACCUCUUCGUCCUCAUCCCUUCCUUCACCUGCCGUGCCCGCGCAACGCUCCGCCGCCUGUGCCGCCCCACUGCCGCCCCGUGCCAGCUUGGCGGGCCUCAGCCGUCCUGCCCUGCAACGCAUUGCCAUGGCACAGUCGCGGGCACUUAUCGCCUCAGGGGUGCCCACUGUGCCAGUGAAGAACCUGAACGGCGCCAGCCCGGUGCACCCGGCGCUGGCAGGCAUAACGGGGAUCCUGAUGAGCGCCGCCGCGCUGCCCGUGUGCCUCACGCGCCCGCCCAAGCUGGUGCUACACCCGCCGCCCGUCAGCAAGAGCGACAUCAAGCCCAUCCCCGGCCUCGGCCACUGCUGCCGCAAAACCACCAAGAAGCAGGCUCGCAAGGGCAAGACUCCAGAGGAAGUAGUGAAGCGCUACUUGCAGAAGGUCCGCACCACCCCUGAGGAGGACUGCACCAUCUGUAUGGAGGCUCUGGGGGGUCCGUCCGGCUACAAAGGCCCCGGAGUCGGGGGCAUCUCUCGGGGGGAGUCCGUGGGCCGUCUGGCCCAGUGUGGCCACCAAUACCACGUCCAGUGCCUGGUGGCGAUGUACAACAACGGCAAUAAAGAUGGCAGCCUCCAGUGUCCAACGUGUAAGACCAUCUACGGGGUGAAGACGGGAAACCAGCCGCCCGGCAAGAUGGAGUACCACGUCAUCCCCCACUCCCUGCCUGGCCACCCCGACUGCAAGACCAUCCGCAUCAUCUACAACAUCCCCCCAGGCAUCCAGGGACCUGAGCACCCAAACCCAGGCAAACCUUUCACCGCAAGAGGCUUCCCUCGUCACUGCUAUCUCCCAGACAGCGAGAAAGGACGCAAGGUGCUGCGGCUGCUGCUGGUGGCAUGGGACCGGCGUCUGAUCUUCUCCGUGGGCACGUCCAGCACCACCGGCGAGUCCGACACCGUCAUCUGGAACGAGGUCCACCACAAGACCGAGUUUGGCUCCAACCUCACGGGCCACGGGUACCCUGACCCUGGCUACCUGGACAAUGUUUUGGAAGAGCUGAAAGCCCAGGGCAUCACAGAGGACGAGAUUCCACAGUGAUGAGGAACGGAGGGAGUGGGGCAGAGAGAAGCUGAGAGGAGGAGGAGGAGGAGGAG
Molecule: messenger RNA, 2590 nt
Organism: Sardina pilchardus (European sardine)
Lineage: Eukaryota; Metazoa; Chordata; Actinopteri; Clupeiformes; Clupeidae
Product: E3 ubiquitin-protein ligase DTX4-like
Exons: 9
Coding region: 219-2534 (771 amino acids)
Biological process (GO): Notch signaling pathway; protein ubiquitination
Cellular component (GO): nucleoplasm
Molecular function (GO): zinc ion binding; ubiquitin protein ligase activity
Source: RefSeq, a predicted model, not a curated record